Messenger RNA from Closterium sp. NIES-67, 750 nucleotides. NCBI's taxonomy places the organism in Eukaryota, Viridiplantae, Streptophyta, Zygnematophyceae, Desmidiales, Closteriaceae. The record is from the annotation of a GenBank genome assembly.
UACCAUUCUUUCUGCUGUCGUUCUUCUCUUCGUAACCACCACCAACAGAGGAGUAAAUGUUUUUUCUUAAGUUUUGCUCCUUCGCCUAAAAGUAUCAUAAGAACGUUCUUACCGAUGGAUAUCUCUGCUAUGGAGCUUCAGGAGUUUUACCACGGCGCGGCCUGCCAACUCGAGUCGAAGCGUAGUUCCUUAUUCGAGGCCGGACAGAUUUGGGACGUCGGUGCUGCAGUGCUAGGAGGCUUUGUUCCCGGGGUCGUCUUGGUAAAAUGCGUAGCCGUCGCCGGAGCGCUCACAUUCUCGUCAUGGUGUGCCGCGAUUGUAGUUACAGCGGCUGCACUCCAACGGAUACACAGCUCUACUAUGCCAGACGACAUGGAUAACUUCUCACGCUGAGAAUUGUUGUCAGAUUCCGCUCACGGGGAGAGACAGAAACUCCCACAACUGAUUUUUUAUACUUGACGGGGUACCAACUCCCUGCACUGACCUAUUAACGUCCACUAACAGAUACUGACCUCCUGAGAUGCUAUCUCAUCGAAGCCGCUGGAGCAAUGGCAUUGCUCCGAAAGCAAUGAAUUCUUGUGUCACAUGGGUGAACUGUGAUGUGUCACGGCACCUUGUAUGCAUGACAGCAUCAAACAGGUCCUCACAUAGUGCCCCUGUAAUUUGAUUAUCAACAAGUUGAUAAUGACGCCGGCCAUAUGUUUGAAAGUCAUGUACCACAACGGGUUAUAGUUUUCGAAGCUCAUGCAA